This is a messenger RNA of Zingiber officinale, 809 nucleotides long. RefSeq names its product B3 domain-containing protein Os11g0197600-like. Bases 62 to 553 code for a protein of 163 amino acids. Lineage: Eukaryota; Viridiplantae; Streptophyta; Magnoliopsida; Zingiberales; Zingiberaceae. The record is from RefSeq and is a predicted model, not a curated record. The transcript is spliced from 2 exons. Gene Ontology annotation, molecular function: DNA binding.
UUGUUUCCUCCACCUAGUCAAGUGCAGAAGUGAUGAUGCAGAAGAAGCAGCAGCAGAGCCUAUGAAUCUUGAGCAGCAGAAAAUCUUUGUUGCAGGGCUAAGCAAGAAAAGACCAUAUUCAAUGUCUGAUUAUUCAAACCGGAGGCUAGCAACUGCUAAAGAGAAAGAAAAAGCUCUAAGUUUGGCCAAGCGUCUCAAACCAACAAAUCCAGCUUUCAUAGCAGUGAUGAGGCACACAAAUGUUUACAAAAACUUCUUUCUGCUGCUUCCAAUUAAAUUUGCGGCUGAAAAUCUCCCUCAAUGUGAUAGAAAUGUAGUGUUGCUGGCAGAGAAUGAUGAUAUCUGGAAGUUAAACUAUCUCUGGCAUACCAAUUCAGUCAGGUUUGGAGGAGGAUGGAAGAAAUUUGCAGAGGGCAAUGAGUUAGAAGUGGAUGAUGUGUGUCAUUUUGAGCUCAUUGAUAAUGUGAACUUAGUGUUCAAGGUUAGUAUCUUCCGAGCAGUGCCAAGGGUGAUGGAACAAGAAGCUGAUGUCUCAAUAUCUGGGAGGAAAUAGAGAAGGCAGAAUGGUCAACCCUGCUAGUUUUAGUGUUGAAACUGUUAGGCUAAAGUCAUUAGUUGCUAAUUCCCUACUAAUUUUACAAGACAUUGCUGUAACUCUAAUCAUGCCACUCUUGUGGUGGUUAAGUUGGUUAAACUGUAGACUAAACCAUACUGUGCUAUUGUAGUGUUUUGCUCUCUUUGGUUGUGUUUUUUUUUAUCAUCAUUUCUUCGUUCAAAUCUUAUUUCAUCACUUUGCUAAAUUUUAAUGA